Molecule: messenger RNA, 3058 nt
Organism: Drosophila bipectinata
Lineage: Eukaryota; Metazoa; Arthropoda; Insecta; Diptera; Drosophilidae
Gene: CanA1
Product: Calcineurin A1
Biological process (GO): calcineurin-mediated signaling
Cellular component (GO): calcineurin complex; cytoplasm
Molecular function (GO): calmodulin binding; calmodulin-dependent protein phosphatase activity
Source: RefSeq, a predicted model, not a curated record
GGACUUUCGAUUUGGGUCUUGAAUGCCAAACGCUACGGAUCGGAACGGAUCGUUUGGCGAACGAAUUUUGCUCAGUUUCGAGGAAAAUCGCGAGGCGCCAACUUGGGAAAUGCUUUGUCUCGUGUCCCAAGAAAAUCAUCAAUAUCGACACUGAAACCCCAAAAGCCCGCAAGGAUUAAAGUGUAUUUACCAGUAAAAAUAAAUGAAUAAAAAUAAAAUAAGGAAUAAUUAUAACAACAAAGUGUGACCAAAGUGAUCUGUGUGUCCACUGCGACGAUUUCUUGCGAUUCUAUUUCUAUCACAAUUGCUAUUUCGGUUCGCGUUUGUUUUGUGGGUAAUUAGCACAAAGUGUCGAGCAAUUUUCCGACUCAAUUGAAGUGCUGCCCUUUGCCAAGAUAUUUGCCAAACAAUGUGUUGACUUAACGAAAAGUUAAUACAUCUUUGAAUAAUUGCACCAAAUUGAAAUAUUAAUUGUUCAACAUUUAUUUUGUGUGCCUGAUGGCUGUGCCUGACAAAAAUAUAAUUAAAGAAAAAGGAAAAUAAUAAAUAAAAGUUUCUCUAUCUCUCUAUUGGCACUGCCUGGCUAAAAAUACAAGAAAGUCCACAUCUCUACAAUCUAACAACAAAUUUUAUUUAUUGCCUAAAUAUAUUCGUAUAUUUUCAUGUGUCCCGCAGAGGCCGAGAGUGUGUGUGUCUGUGAAUACUUGUGUGUUGUCGUCCAUAAAGACGCUAGGAAAAAUCAUAUAAUUUCUAAAUUCUUCUUCUAGUAACACUUUCAGCACCAGCAAAAAAUCUACCCAUAAAAAUAUACAUAUCAAGCCGAAGGAAUCGCAAAAAAAUCAACAAAAUUUUAACAGCAUCAACAGGCAGUGUGAGAGCACAUUAAAUUUAAAACAAAAGGCAACGGAAACCAAACAAAGCUCGAAUAAAUAAUCCAGAAACAUGUCCACAUCAACGCGAAGUUCGGUGACGAGAAAAUCGUCGCUUUCCAAAAGCACCAGCUCCGACAAAUCCACAAAAUCCUCAACGGGUUCAUCCAAAACCUCGUCCACCCCCAGCAGUGGAAGCAAACAGAAAAUGCAGUACACAAAAACCAAGGAGCGCAUGGUCGAUGACGUACCCCUGCCGCCCGCCCACAAACUGACCAUGUCGGAGGUGUACGACGAUCCGAAAAGAGAAAAACCAAACUUUGAUAUCCUGCGUCAGCACUUCCUCCUGGAGGGCAGAGUCGAGGAGGCUGUAGCCCUAAGAAUCAUCACCGAAGGUGCCGCCCUCCUGCGCGAAGAGAAGAACAUGAUCGAUGUGGAGGCCCCCAUCACCGUGUGUGGCGAUAUCCAUGGUCAGUUCUUUGACCUGGUCAAGCUGUUUGAGGUGGGAGGUCCUCCAGCCACCACCAGGUACCUCUUUCUGGGCGACUACGUGGACAGGGGCUACUUCAGCAUAGAGUGUGUUCUAUAUCUGUGGUCCUUGAAAAUUACCUACCCCACCACACUCUCGCUGCUCAGAGGAAAUCAUGAGUGCAGGCACCUGACAGAGUACUUUACCUUUAAACAAGAAUGCAUCAUCAAAUAUUCGGAAAGUAUUUACGACGCCUGCAUGGAGGCGUUUGACUGCCUGCCCCUCGCCGCCCUGCUCAACCAGCAGUUCCUCUGCAUCCACGGCGGUCUGUCGCCCGAGAUUUUCACACUCGACGACAUCAAGACGCUGAAUCGUUUCAGGGAACCGCCAGCAUACGGACCCAUGUGCGAUCUCCUCUGGUCCGAUCCCUUGGAGGACUUUGGCAACGAGAAGACCAACGAGUUCUUCUCCCACAACUCUGUCCGUGGCUGUUCCUAUUUCUUCAGCUACUCGGCAUGCUGUGAGUUCCUGCAGAAAAACAACCUGUUAUCGAUAGUCCGAGCCCACGAGGCCCAGGAUGCAGGUUAUCGCAUGUACCGGAAGAACCAGGUUACUGGCUUUCCCUCCCUGAUCACCAUCUUCUCCGCCCCCAACUACUUGGAUGUUUACAACAACAAGGCAGCUGUGCUCAAGUACGAGAACAACGUGAUGAACAUCCGCCAGUUCAACUGCUCGCCGCAUCCCUAUUGGCUGCCCAACUUCAUGGAUGUCUUCACAUGGUCGCUGCCCUUUGUGGGCGAAAAGGUAACCGAGAUGCUAGUGAACAUCCUAAAUAUUUGCUCGGACGAUGAGCUUGUGGCAGGACCCGAUGAUGAACUAGAGGAAGAGCUCCGCAAAAAAAUAGUACUCGUGCCGGCGAACGUGAAUAAUAACAAUAACAAUAAUACGCCCAGUAAGCCAGCUUCCAUGUCGGCGCUGCGCAAAGAGAUUAUACGGAAUAAGAUUCGGGCCAUUGGCAAGAUGUCGCGCGUCUUCUCUAUUCUCAGGGAGGAGUCAGAAAGCGUGCUCCAGCUGAAGGGUCUCACGCCCACAGGCGCCUUGCCAGUGGGCGCUUUGUCCGGCGGAAAGGACUCUCUCAAAGAAGCUCUGCAAGGACUCACCGCAGCCUCGCACAUUCACUCCUUUGCGGAGGCCAAAGGACUGGAUGCGGUCAAUGAACGGAUGCCGCCGCGUCGUCCGCUGCUGAUGAGUGCCAGUAGCAGCAGCAUUACCACGGUGACCAGGACCACCAGCAGCAACAGCUCCAAUAACACCAACAGCAACAACAACAAUAAUAAUAACGACACAACGACAAAGAACAGCAACAACACUAGCAGUAGCAGUAAUGACACCACAACCGUAACCAAGACGAGCAGGACGACUGUGAAGUCGGCCACCACCAGUAAUGUCCGGGCAGGAUUCACCUCGAAGAAGUUCUCAUAGAGCUGCUCCAAACUAUUGAUUAUAAUUUUUGUUACGAUCUUCUGUUGCCCAUUUAGUUGUACUUUUUGUUAGUUAAAAUUUUAUACCAAAAACCUUCUCCUAUGCUAGUCAAAAACAAGUGCCUACAAUUUUAGGAUUAUUUCAUAGAAAUCCCUCAGAUGGCAAAACACCCAUAUUCACCCUCAAUAUUAGCGAAAAUUAAUACGUGACAUAAAAAAAGUUCAAUAAAAGUGGCGAA